This is a messenger RNA of Hipposideros armiger (great roundleaf bat), 4240 nucleotides long. It is a transcript of the gene MYBPC1, whose product is annotated as myosin binding protein C1. The record is from RefSeq and is a predicted model, not a curated record. NCBI's taxonomy places the organism in Eukaryota, Metazoa, Chordata, Mammalia, Chiroptera, Hipposideridae. The transcript has 31 exons. Gene Ontology annotation, cellular component: M band. Bases 107 to 3667 code for a protein of 1186 amino acids. Gene Ontology annotation, molecular function: protein binding. Gene Ontology annotation, biological process: sarcomere organization.
CUGCUUGUCACACUGACCUGCACCAUCUCUCAACUGCUCGUGGGGUUUCUGUCAACUAGUACUGGAGGGGAGCAAACUCUUUGGAGAAUAACAUCUUAUUGUGGCCAUGCCAGAACCCACUAAGAAAGAGGAAAAUGAAGUCCCGACCCCAGCCCCAGCCCCACCCCCAGAAGAGCCAAACAAAGAGAAGGAAGCUGGAACUGCACCACCCAAAGAUGAAGAGGAAGUCUUCCCGCCUAAUGCCCUGCCUCCAGGUUUGUGUAGUCGGGCCCUGGAAAGAAAAGAUUCAGAAUGGUCUCUUGGCGAGUCACCUGCCACAGAGGAUCAAGAAAAGCAGAAUGCGAAUUCUCAGCUGUCCACCCUGUUCGUGGAGAAGCCUCAAACAGGAAGAGUGAAAGUUGGUGAAAAUAUCAGCUUUAUAGCCAAAGUCAAGGCUGAAGAUCUUCUUAGAAAACCCACUGUCAAAUGGUUCAAAGGGAAAUGGAUGGACCUGGCCAGCAAAGCUGGGAAGCACCUCCAGCUGAAGGAAACCUUCGAAAGGCAAAGUCGGGUGUACACAUUUGAGAUGCAGAUCAUCAAGGCCAAAGAGAACUACGGAGGGAACUACAGAUGUGAGGUCACCUAUAAGGAUAAGUUUGACAGCUGUUCAUUCGAUCUUGAAGUACACGAAUCUACCGGGACGACUCCAAACAUUGACAUCAGAUCUGCUUUCAAGAGAAGUGGAGAAGGUCAAGAGGAUGCAGGGGAACUUGACUUUAGUGGUCUCCUGAAACGUAGGGAGGUGAAGCAGCAGGAGGAAGAACCCGAGAUAGACGUGUGGGACCUGCUGAAAAAUGCGAACCCCAACGAGUACGAGAAGAUCGCCUUCCAGUACGGCAUCACCGACCUGCGCGGCAUGCUCAAGCGGCUCAAACGCAUGCGCAGGGUGGAGAAAAAGAGCGCAGCUUUUGCAAAAAUUCUUGACCCUGCAUAUCAGAUUGAUAAAGGAGGCAGGGUAAGGUUCGUUGUGGAACUGGCAGAUCCAAAGUUGGAGGUGAAAUGGUAUAAAAACGGUCAAGAAAUUCGACCCAGUACGAAAACAAUAAUUUAUUUGAUUAACUCUCUUCAGAGUUAUGAGAAAAUUGGGAAAACUUACCCAGCAUUGCCAGCUAUACAUUUUGCCAAGAAAAAGCCGCCAAUUAUGGUGACCAAACAAUUGGAAGAUACAAAUGCUUACUGUGGGGAGAAAGUGGAAUUAGAAUGUGAGGUAUCUGAAGAUGACGCCAAUGUAAAAUGGUUUAAGAAUGGUGAGGAGAUCAUCCCUGGUCCAAAAUCAAGAUACAAAGUUAAAGUUGAGGGCAAAAAACACAUUUUGAUCAUAGAAGGAGCAACCAAGGCCGAUAGUGCAGAAUACUCUGUAAUGACAACAGGAGGACAAUCAUGUGCUAAGCUUAGUGUUGACUUGAGGCCUCUGAAGAUAUUGACACCUCUGACUGAUCAGACUGUAAAAGUUGGAAAAGAAAUCUGCUUGAAGUGUGAAAUCUCUGAAAACAUAUCAGGAAAAUGGACUAAAAAUGGGCUACCCGUUCAGGAGAGUGACCGCCUCAAGGUUGUGCACAAAGGAAGAAUCCACAAAUUAGUGAUAGACAGUGCUCUCAUUGAAGAUGAAGGUGAUUAUGUAUUUGCACCAGAUGCCUACUCUAUUACUUUGCCUGCCAAAGUUCAUGUUAUUGAUCCUCCUAAAAUCAACCUUGAUGGUCUUGAUGCUGACAAUACAGUGACAGUAAUUGCAGGAAACAAGCUUCGUCUUGAGAUUCCCAUCAGUGGAGAACCACCUCCUAAAGUCAUUUGGAGCCGAGCAGACAAGGCUAUUAUGGAGGGCAAUAGCCGGAUAAGAGCAGAAUCUUACCCUGACAGCAGCAGUCUGAUCAUUGAUGCAGCUGAAAGAGAUGAUUCUGGGGUUUACAACAUAAAUCUGAAAAAUGAAGCUGGAGAAGCACAUGCAAGCAUCAGGAUUAAAGUUGUGGACAUCCCUGAUCCUCCAGUGGCACCGAGUGUGACAGAUGUGGGAGAUGACUGGUGUAUCAUGAACUGGGAGCCUCCUGUCUAUGAUGGAGGGUCCCCAAUCUUAGGAUAUUUUAUUGAGAGGAAAAAGAAACAAAGCUCCAGGUGGAUGAGGCUAAAUUUUGAUCUCUGCAAAGAAACAACUUUUGAGCCCAAAAAAAUGAUUGAAGGCGUGGCCUACGAGGUCCGCAUCUUUGCGGUCAAUGCUAUCGGCAUCUCCAAGCCCAGUAUGCCCUCCAAGCCUUUUGUUCCUUUGGCUGUAACCAGUCCUCCUACUCUUCUGGCUGUUGACUCUGUAACCGACACCACUGUCACGAUGAAGUGGCGGCCCCCAGACCAGAUUGGUGCAGCAGGUUUAGAUGGCUAUGUGCUAGAAUAUUGCUUUGAAGGAAGUACAUCAGCAAAACAGUCUGAUGAAAAUGGGGAGGCUGCCUAUGAUCUGCCAGCUGAGAACUGGAUAACUGCAAACACAGAUCUGAUUGACAAGACCAAGUUCACCAUCACGGGUCUGCCCACGGAUGCAAAGAUCUUUGUGCGUGUGAAGGCUGUGAAUGCAGCCGGCGCCAGCGAGCCCAAAUACUACUCUCAGCCCAUCCUUGUGAAGGAAAUCAUUGAGCCUCCAAAGAUUCGCAUCCCAAGGCACCUGAAGCAAACCUAUAUCCGCAGAGUUGGAGAAGCUGUCAACCUGGUUAUACCUUUCCAGGGAAAACCAAGACCAGAGUUAACUUGGAAGAAGGAUGGUGCAGAAAUUGAUAAGAAUCAAAUAAAUAUCCGCAACUCUGAGACUGACACCAUCAUAUUUAUCAGAAAAGCAGAGAGGAGCCACUCUGGGAAAUAUGAUUUGCAAGUCAAAGUGGAAAAAUUUGAGGAAAACGCAUCGAUUGAUAUCCAGAUCGUUGACCGUCCAGGUCCACCCCAAGUUGUGAAGAUUGAGGAUGUCUGGGGAGAGAAUGUUGCCCUAUCAUGGACACCACCAAAGGAUGAUGGAAAUGCGGCCAUUACAGGGUACACGAUCCAGAAGGCUGACAAAAAGAGCAUGGAAUGGUUCACUGUCAUUGAGCAUUAUCACCGAACCAAUGCCACCAUUACUGAGCUGGUCAUAGGAAAUGAAUAUUACUUCCGGGUCUUUGCUGAAAACAUGUGUGGUCUCAGUGAGGAUGCAACAAUGACUAAAGAAAGCGCUGUGAUUGCCAAGGAUGGUAAAGUCUAUAAAAAUCCAGUGUAUGAAGACUUUGAUUUCACAGAGGCGCCCAUGUUUACUCAGCCUUUGGUUAACACCUACGCUAUAGCUGGGUACAAUGCCACGCUGAACUGCAGUGUGAGAGGAAAUCCUAAGCCCAAAAUCACCUGGAUGAAAAACAAAGUUGCUAUUGUGGAUGAUCCAAGAUACAGGAUGUUCAGCAACCAAGGGGUCUGUACAUUGGAGAUUCGCAAGCCCAGCCCCUAUGACGGGGGCACUUACUGCUGCAAAGCAGUCAAUGACCUUGGGACAGUGGAGAUCGAAUGCAAACUGGAGGUGAAAGGUGGCCUUUCCUUCUGCAGGCUCCUCUUGCAAGGCGUGCCUCCUAACAUAAUCGAUUCGUAUUUGCGAGACUUGCAAUCAAGCAAUCCUGAGGACUACUAAGGGCCUGGGCACUGCCUCUCUGCAUGCCACGGCUUUGAAAUCUGGUUGCAAUGAGAAAGCCUUUUCUGUUUUAACACCAGGCACCUAAGUGUGGCCAUUUGUUUUCCCUCCCAGUGUUAAAGAAAAAAAAAAAAAAAAAAAAAAAAAGUUUGCACGGAUUGCUUCAUUAAAAAUUGCAAACAAAAUCCCAUCAGAAGUCAGCAUUUUGAUCAUUAUUGUCUGUGCUUGGUCAUGGCACUUUACAAAAAAAGCAAGCUACAGAAUAAGCAAAAGCAGUUAUUUUAGUUUAAAAUAAUAGGCUGUAAAUGCUUUUUUUUUCCAGAGUAAAAAAAAACAGUAAAACACACCACGAUAAAAUCUUGAAAACCCAUCUUUCUCUUGAUCUAAGAGAUUUUCUAAGCAAAGCAGAGAUGUUUAUUUCACACAACCCUGCUUAACACCAGUGGAUCUGUGCCUUUUUCCGGUUUGAAUGCACUAAAAGACUCCUUAAAGCCUUUCAAACAAGUUUUCUCAACAGAAGGGAAAAAUGUAUCCAAUAAAUGCUACAAUAAAUCUGAAGUGUUUAUGAUGAGA